GUCACAGUGCUCAGCGCAACCAGAAAUCAAAAUCCAAAAUGACAAGUCACGUGAGCAGCAGCGGCGCGAGAAGGAGAGAGAGACCUAAACGGAUUAGCGGCUGACUUUGUCUGAGAAAUUUUGGGUAAAAAUGCGCCAAGAAUAUGAAGUGAGAAGAAUAUGAGUGUCGUAUUGCCCGCACAGCGGAUCUUUAUUUAGGGGUUAAAUGGUUCUGAUAAGGGACGAUCGAGAUGGAGGGGUCUCCUAUUCCGUGAAGAUAACUCAAGUGCAGCAUAAGAGUGAGAGUGAGGACGGCUCGGAGGCCGAGGCCGCCCCGGUGCAGAAGAGCCCCGAUGAACCCGCAUCGGAGGGGGAAUCCCUCGUCUUCGGCCAUGCAGAUAAAGAAGAUGAUGAUGAUGACUAUGAUGACGACGACGAUGUCUAUCAGGAGUUUGAGGAGUAUGAAGAUUUCUCAGGGUUCCCCGACAGCAGGAGCAUCGCUUCUGAUGACUCCUUUUACCCUCCUGAUAACUCGAUCGGGUUGCCGCGAUCGGCGUCUCCGGAGAGCAUCUCCUUCUUCCGCGCAUGCUGCACUAAUAACGCCGUCAUCGUGCGGAUCAUGAUCAGGCAGGGGCUGUCGGAGGAAGACGUCCGGGAGACCGAUCGCAACAGCAGGACGGGAUUGAUAGUAGCCUGUUACCAAGGCUACCUGGACGUGGUCAUAGCUCUGGCGCAGUGCCCUUAUUUGGAUGUCAACUGGCAGGACAAGGAAGGAAACACUGCCCUCAUCACAGCUGCUCAGGCAGGACACACAAUGAUCUCCCACUAUCUGCUCAACUACUUCCCCGGCCUGGACAUCGAGAGGAGAAACUGCCAUGGCUUCAGCGCCUUGAUGAAGGCCGCCAUGCAGGGCAGGGCAGAAUGCGUCCGGGCCUUGAUGCUAGCAGGGGGCGACAUGGAGGCUAGGGACUAUGGGCGGAAGCUGACCCCCCAGGAGUGGGCCCUGUUCACAGGCCGCUACGAGACAGCCCGCGUCAUGGCACGACUGAUGGCUCGGCCAUGCGCUGAGCAGUUCUGCGACGCAUACCGGCUGGAGUGGCCACAGCUGGCGGAGCGCGUGUCCACGGCGCGCGAGAAUGGCAGCUGCCUGCGACGGCUGGCCGAGACCCUUUGCUGCUCCCUGCGGCUGGCCUUCUGCGUGCGGACGGCCCCACAGCAGGAUGGCGUGCUGGACCACAUGGUGCGCGUCACCACUGCUCUGAGCAGCCCUUUCAUAGCCACAGCAUGCCGCACUGUGUGCCCGGGCAGCCCACCCUGUGUGGGCAAGCACCGGCCUGCCGUGCAGGAGAUCCUGCGCCGCCAGAGGCAGGACGAGCUCAGGGGCCGAGGCCCCAUGCAUCUCACCCAAUACCACCGACUCUUCCAGAACUCACGCGUCCUACUUGUACCUCGGGCUCAGGAGCGGCGCACCAGCCUGCAGCCGCUGCGCCAGGCAGCUGCCACCUCCGCUGGGGCGCUGCGCAGGAGCAGCCUGAUGCCACUGCAUUUGGUGCGGCGCAGCAGUGUGCGCCCCGGCCUGGCAGUGCCCCGCCUGUUCGUCUCCAAGGCGCCUGUCGCCACAUGCGAGCCCAAGAAGGUCCGCACCACUGACUCGCACCUCUUGCAAGUGCCCAGGUGGAAGUACAAGGAGCUGAAGGAGGAGAGGAGGAGGGUCGAGGGGAGCAACACAGGGGGGAGGCUGGAGCCCCUCGCUCAACGUCUGAGCAGCAGGAGGGAGAACUGACCACGAUCGAAGUGGAAUCAACGAUUAACCUCAAAGAGGAACCAGGGAACAACUUACUGUGAUUCACUUGACCAGCAGAAAACAAAACAAAACAAAACAAAA
Brienomyrus brachyistius is the source of this 1864-nucleotide messenger RNA. Its product is annotated as ankyrin repeat domain-containing protein 33B-like. Gene Ontology annotation, molecular function: protein binding. Bases 206 to 1762 code for a protein of 518 amino acids. Lineage: Eukaryota; Metazoa; Chordata; Actinopteri; Osteoglossiformes; Mormyridae. The record is from RefSeq and is a predicted model, not a curated record. The transcript has 5 exons.